GCCCGGGGGGCCCGGCCAUGGCCGGCCGGGGGUGCGGCUGCAGCGGCUGCCCGGGCUACCUGAACGAGGACAACGCGCGCUUCUUGCUGCUCGCCGCGCUCAUCGUGCUCUACCUGCUGGGCGGCGCCGCCGUCUUCUCGGCGCUGGAGCUGGCGCAGGAGCGCCAGGCCAAGCAGCGCUGGGAGGAGCGCCUGGCCAACUUCAGCCGCAGCCACAACCUGAGCCGCGACGAGCUGCGCGACUUCCUCCGCCACUAUGAGAAGGCCACCGAAGCCGGCAUCCGCGUGGACAGCGCCCGCCCGCGCUGGGACUUCACUGGCGCCUUCUACUUCGUGGGCACGGUCGUGUCCACUAUAGGAUUUGGGAUGACAACUCCAGUGACAGUGGGAGGAAAAAUCUUCCUGAUCUUCUAUGGCCUCAUUGGCUGUGCCAGCACCAUCUUGUUCUUCAACCUCUUCCUAGAGCGCCUGAUCACCGUCAUCGCCUACAUCAUGAAGUCCUGUCACCAGCGGCAGCUCCAGCGACGAGGGGCCCUGCCCCAGGAGAGCACGAGUAACCCGGGGAAGAGGCAGGCGGACAGCCUGGCCGGCUGGAAGCCGUCCGUGUACUAUGUCAUGCUGAUCCUGUGCCUGGCCUCCCUCCUCAUCUCCUGCUGUGCCUCUGCCAUGUACACCUCCUUCGAAGGGUGGAGCUACUUAGACUCGCUCUACUUCUGCUUUGUGGCCUUCAGCACCAUUGGCUUCGGGGACCUAGUCAGCAGCCAGAGCGCCCAGUAUGACAGCCAAGGCCUCUACCACGUUGCCAACUUUGUCUUCAUCCUCAUGGGCGUCUGCUGCAUCUACUCUCUGUUCAACGUCAUCUCCAUCCUCAUCAAACAGUCCAUGAACUGGAUCCUAAGGAAGAUGGACAGCAGGUGCUGCCAGCUGUGCCAGAGAGGGUUCUUGCAGUCCCGGAGGAACGUGGUCAUGCCUGGCCACGUCCAGAACCGGGGCAACCUCUCCAUAGACACGGACGGGGUGAUGGAGAGUGACACAGAUGGGCGGCGGCUCUCUGGGGAGAUGAUCUCCAUGAAGGACUUCUUGGUAGCCAACAAGGUCUCGCUGGCCAUCCUCCAGAAGCAGUUGUCAGAAACAGCCAAUGGCUGCCCCCACCAGGCCAGCACCCUGCCCCGGGACAAUGAAUUCUCUGGGGGGGUGGGCGCCUUUGCCAUAAUGAACAACAGGCUGGUAGAGACGAGUGGGGACAGGUAGGAGCAAGGGGUGGGAGCUGGGCAUGGAGGACUCAGGAGCGUGG
Molecule: messenger RNA, 1293 nt
Organism: Condylura cristata (star-nosed mole)
Lineage: Eukaryota; Metazoa; Chordata; Mammalia; Eulipotyphla; Talpidae
Gene: KCNK13
Product: potassium channel, two pore domain subfamily K, member 13
Exons: 2
Coding region: 18-1250 (410 amino acids)
Biological process (GO): potassium ion transmembrane transport; stabilization of membrane potential
Cellular component (GO): membrane
Molecular function (GO): potassium ion leak channel activity
Source: RefSeq, a predicted model, not a curated record